Molecule: messenger RNA, 8085 nt
Organism: Microcebus murinus (gray mouse lemur)
Lineage: Eukaryota; Metazoa; Chordata; Mammalia; Primates; Cheirogaleidae
Source: RefSeq, a predicted model, not a curated record
UGGGGGCACCGCGCUCUCCCAACCGCGCGGAUCCUUUUUGGAAAUUAAUAUUUAAAAAAAAAAAAAAAGCCGAGGACGCAGAGGGGAAGGUGGGGGCAAGAGGGAAGGCGAGACACACACACAGAAAGAGAGAGAGAGACAGAGACAGAGAGACAGAGCCCCACAGUGAGAGGAAGGAAGGAAGGCAGGCAACAGUCGCCGGCAGCCAAUGUGAAGACAGGACUCCGUGCGCCCCUCGCUGCCUCUGCCCGGCCACAUCGAUGUUGUGUCCGCCGCCCGCUCGCCAGGAUCACGAUGAACGCGCAGCUGACUAUGGAGGCGAUCGGCGAGCUGCACGGGGUGAGCCAUGAGCCGGUGCCCGCCCCUGCCGACCUGCUGGGCGGCAGCCCCCACGCGCGCAGUUCCGUGGCGCACCGCGGCACCCACCUGCCCCCGGCGCACCCGCGCUCCAUGGGCAUGGCGUCCCUGCUGGACGGCGGCAGCGGCGGCGGCGAUUACCACCACCACCACCGGGCCCCCGAGCACAGCCUGGCCGGCCCCCUGCACCCCACUAUGACCAUGGCCUGCGAGACUCCCCCAGGUAUGAGCAUGCCCACCACCUACACCACCUUAACCCCUCUGCAGCCGCUGCCGCCCAUCUCCACAGUCUCGGACAAGUUUCCCCACCAUCACCACCACCACCACCACCACCACCACCCGCACCACCACCAGCGCCUGGCGGGCAAUGUGAGCGGUAGCUUCACGCUCAUGCGGGACGAGCGCGGGCUGGCCUCCAUGAAUAACCUCUAUACCCCCUACCACAAGGACGUGGCCGGCAUGGGCCAGAGCCUCUCGCCCCUCUCCAGCUCCGGUCUGGGCAGCAUCCACAACUCCCAGCAAGGGCUCCCCCACUAUGCCCACCCGGGUGCCGCCAUGCCCACCGACAAGAUGCUCACCCCCAACGGCUUUGAAGCCCACCACCCGGCCAUGCUCAGCCGCCACGGAGAACAGCACCUCACGCCCACUUCGGCCGGCAUGGUGCCCAUUAACGGCCUUCCUCCGCACCACCCCCAUGCCCACCUGAACGCUCAGGGCCACGGGCAGCUGCUGAGCACAGCCCGGGAGCCCAACCCUUCGGUGACCGGCGCGCAGGUCAGCAAUGGAAGUAAUUCAGGGCAGAUGGAAGAGAUCAAUACCAAAGAGGUGGCGCAGCGUAUCACCACCGAGCUCAAACGCUACAGCAUCCCACAGGCCAUCUUCGCGCAGAGGGUGCUCUGCCGCUCCCAGGGGACCCUCUCGGACCUGCUGCGCAACCCCAAACCCUGGAGCAAACUCAAAUCUGGCCGGGAAACCUUCCGGAGGAUGUGGAAGUGGCUGCAGGAGCCGGAGUUCCAGCGCAUGUCAGCGCUCCGCUUAGCAGACUUUUUUCCUGAACCGUUUGAAGCGUGCAAAAGGAAAGAGCAAGAGCAUGGGAAGGACAGAGGCAACACACCCAAAAAGCCCAGGUUGGUCUUCACAGAUGUCCAGCGCCGAACCCUACAUGCAAUAUUCAAGGAAAAUAAGCGCCCAUCCAAAGAAUUGCAAAUCACCAUUUCCCAGCAGCUGGGGUUGGAGCUGAGCACCGUCAGCAACUUCUUCAUGAACGCGAGGAGGAGGAGUCUGGACAAGUGGCAGGACGAGGGCAGCUCCAAUUCAGGCAACUCAUCUUCUUCAUCAAGCACUUGUACCAAAGCAUGAAGGAAGAACCACGAACUAAAACCUCGGUGGAAAAGCUUUAAAGAAAAAAGAAAAAAAAAAUUUUUUUUUAAAGACCAGGAACCUCAAAAUAGCAGGUUUAUUCUUAGAAAUAUUUGAAGAAGAAAAAAAAGAAGUGUUAUUUAUAGUCCAGAGAAACCAAAGACUUAGCUCACCUGCAUUCUGACUUUGUUCGGAGACACACACUUCAGCGGGGCGACGACUUGGCAAGAGAAACGAUGAGCAGGAAACGCCACUGGAUCUCACACCUUCAGUCUGUGGUCAUUGUCACUGUGCUCGGCUGUUUAGUGCUUUGAAGCAUUAGUGGUUUUGAGCCACUGAGUGGACAUCUUUUAAGGUCGGACUUUCUCAUCUGUUCUACCACGCCAUGAAGGUGUAUGGUGUCUCAGUACUGUGCAUGGGUGUGCACAUGUGUACACACACACACACACACACACAUACACACACACACACAAACACACACCACCAGUGGUUAGAGACUUAGGCAGGGCUGGUCUUCAGGAAGAGUUGUGUUGUGGGAAUGCGACCAACGUAGUAUGGGGUUGUCUGAGUUCGUUGGAUUAUAGGAGUGUGAUUUCGCUCGUCUAGCCUAACGUUUGAACCUGCCAGGCCCGCAACCUAAAUGCAGAUUCAAACCCAGCAAAGAAAAUUUGAAUGACACCUAAACCAGUGCAUUCUCUUUGUUUGUUAAGGAAUGUUCAGAUAUUUUUUAAGAAAUGAAACAAGAGUCCAUCCAUUAAGGAAAAAAAAAAAAAAAAGAAUCACCUAGGUACCAAAGAACACACUUAAUAUUAUAGUGCAGGUAUUUUAUUGCAAUGAUUUUAAUAACCAAAGCUAUUUUUACACAAGAUGCUAUGUAAAGUUAUAACGUAUGAACUGAUCUAGCUGUAACACACAUGCCACGUAGAAUCAUGACUAUUAUUUAUGACUCUUGAAGCAUUUAAAAUAUGAGUUUUCAGAACUGGCAAGAAAGAAUGUAGCUUCAGGGAAGCAAUUAAUAUCAUGGAAGAGAGGUCGAUGCAGUACACAUGUACAUCCAGACAGCACACUCCUUUCCAGGAUCCAUAAAUGUCACUUAAGUAGAGAGAUAGACAUGAUUUCAUAAUCUGUUCCUAGCUGAGAAAACCUAGGGAUCCUUCCAAAGUAGGACCCCAUUUUACACUAGAAAGCUAAGUUUAACAGGGUAGGUAAAUUAAAUAAACAAAAAUCUGUUCAACGUAAUGCUUUUUAGUAAGAGACUGCUAAGUAAAGAACUCUAUACUUAGGUUAAUUUGACUUAAAUUUGCUUUAUGUAUCUGGCACCAAAUACCUUUUUAAAAAUACAAACACAAGUAAGCAGAUGACUAUUGUUAUUAAAAUGAACUAUCUAGUAUUUGUAACCAUUCUAAAAGUAAUCAAACUGAUAUUCUUGCCAAUCCCAGGCAUUUUAUGAUUUGGACAUCAGCAGAACAGCAAGUGCGACUGAGAAAUGGUAGAACUGGUGGGACUGCAUAGGAAAAGCAGAGUUCUAGUGGAAGACAAGACUUUUGGUCCUAAGUGUUAAUUUAUUUCACUAAGAAUAGCCUUCAUAGCAUUCUACAUUCUUUCUUGCUACUGCAUUAAGCUGGAAAUUAUAUAGUAUAGAUUCCACUUUCUAACAGGGACAGAUAAAAUACUACAUCUGAGCUUCCAAAUACAAAUUUUUAAAUUUCUAUUUUUUCAAGUCACUUAACUGGUGUUGUAGAAAUCAAGGCAAAAGAAAAAAAAAAAAGAUAAUAAAGGUACCCCAGGGAAUCAAUUAAUCCCCAGAAAAAUCAUCUCUGAAUUCAGUUGGAUUGUAAUUUAUAUAAGUAGAUGCCUAUUGUACCAUUAGGUAAAGAAUUGGAUACUCUUAGUUACUUACCACACCUAACUAGAGAUAUGAAAUUAAAUAUUAUCCUGACAAUAAGUUGUUUAUUGAGAUGCAUCAAAAUGCCAAGGAAAAAUAAAUAAAUCAUCUUGAUGCAAAACCUAACUCCUUAGCAUCAAAUCUGAGCAUCCUGUCUAUGUCUAAAACAGACAGGUACCUGGAGAGGUGAAGCUAAACCAACAAGCCAUCUAUUGUGCCUCCUUCACGUCUACUGUAGGAUGAGAAAAGGAAACCAACAUAGACUUCUCCUUUAACGAAAUACUGCUUUUGCCUUGACCUAUUUUGUCUUAGUAUUUUUUUUUAUUUCACCCAAAAUUCCAGCUUAAAUUUUCCCUUCUAAAUAUGGCACAAGUACAGUUCAGCUAUUAAAAGAGACCAUUUAAAUGGCCACCCUUCAAGAUUUGCGAGAAAUGUAAACUAGUCAAUGACAUAAACAAAAAGGAAGAAACUGAUUAACAUUUUUCUCUCUCUCCAGGAAUGGAGGGAGCCAGGGAUACAGCCAAUGUAUUUAUAAUUUCACAGGGAGGAAAGCCUUAUUUAUUUAAAAUAUGAUAAUUUCAAAUGCAGGGAAAUUCAAGCUAUAUCUCACACAUAAUCUUACCAAAUUCAAUGACCCAGGAAAAACAAGAGUUAAAUUCAGACAACCAUUUUUUUUUGCUUUGUUUUUACUAUGUAACCCCCCCAAAUUAAUCCAAGUGCAUGUUAUAUUUUCAGCCAAUUAUUUUGGUAUGUGUAGGCACAGUGUCAAAGAAUAUUACUUCAUUUUUACUAUCCCACCAUAAUUUAAAAAAAAAAACAAAAAAAAAACAGUUAUCCUGUUUGCUAACACCAAAGAUAAUUCUCAUACCAGCAUUGAAUUUGCACCCAUUAUGCAAUUUCAGGGCCUAGAGAUAUAUUUUCUCAUAAACAGAUGCACAAAUCAGAGCCUGAAAAGCAAUUUUUUUACUUGACUGUUUAAGCAUACUCACAACCUUUGCUUUUUAGAAAUCAUAAUGGACAAACUUAGCUUCUCACAAGCAAUACACUUAUUACAUCAAGUAGGACUAAUUCUUUACUUGCUUCCAAACUGGCAUGUAGGAAAAAAUGCUUCCGUCCCUGUUUAGUAGCAUUAAUUUAUGGCUUGGAUUUGUUUAACCUACAUUCAACAGAGCAGAUCAUGUGCCAUUUGUUCACCCAUCAUUUUUCAACCCCUUCAUAGCAUUCAUCCCCCCCUAAAAAAUUAUCUCACUCUUUUAUUUGUAGGCUUGUUUAUUCCAAAGCUGCACUUCAAAUAAUACUUUUUUGUUUAGUAGAAUAGAAGUUAGUCUAUUUUUGACCAUAAAUCAUUCAGGUCCUUUCAUGACUGGAAGCUUUCCUGAAAGAGGGCAGGGAGGAAUAAAGUCUGGACACCCCAAAAACCCAGGCUUCAGUAAAUGUUCAGGUGAAAGAGUUCUGGAUUUCAGAAGUAGAGUAUUCCAGUUCCUAUAUGCAGCUGGAAUAGACUCCAAAGACCAAAGAAAAUAUGUGGGGAACUCCAGAAGUUCUCAAUGAACAUGUUACUCACUGUGCCCCCCCCAAAAGAGCAUAAUUAUUUUUUCAGGAAAAUAUAAAAGCACUACGCUACUUUCGGACUCAUUCCACUCCCAUUGCUUACCCCAGGUGAAUGACCCAUCUUUGCAGGUUAAAUGCAAACUUUGCUAUACCAAAGAGUCCUAGGACAUUUUCACAUGAGCUAGAAAGGCAUUUUCCCUAAGAAAGGUCCUCCCUUCUUUGUACAUAAAGGAUGAAAACUAUGCAUUUAGCAAACAAAGAGAAAGCACUUCUCCCUUUUCUAUCUUGUUGUUUAGGGUGCAUUCAAACACCAGAGGCUGUUUUGAGACACUGUUUGGCCUUCUGGGUUAUUCUUGUGGUGUGGUUAGCUUUACAGUACAUUUGGUAACUAUUUCCUAAAUAGCAAGGACAGAGAAGCAGAUGGUAAGAAAUAGCUACUUCCACGUGUAAAAAAAAAAAAAAAAAAAAAAAAAAAGUGUAAAGAUCUACUAUUUAUAGUGUGAACCAAAGACGCUACCUCACUCAAUUUCCAUUGGUGAUUUUAAUCACAUUGAUGAUACCAAAGAAUACCAAAGAUAUUUUCAUGCACGGCCUUGGUCUGCAGAGGGAACUCCGCCCCUCCCCUUCCCCCACCUCCUCUCCCCUCCUCACUCUUCACUCAGUGUGUAAACUUGUCUUCAUUCUUAAUAAAGAUACGAUAAUGAUAACAACAACGUUAGGAAAUACUACUCUUAUUACUGCUAGUUCUACUUGUAAAUCUCUAGGCAAACAUGUUGCAAACUUUGUAAACUCCUAGGACGAGUGCCUUGCUUGAACCAAAGUGUUAAACCGCUGUUGACCUCUCUCACCUUAUACUCUUUGAAUACCUCAGCCUCUUAGAAAGGCCACUAAUGAAAAAAAAAAAAAAGGAAUAAUUAUUCACCGUGGUGCUUUUUCCGUGCAACCAUGCAAUGAAACUUUCUUUGAUACCAAAGGAUGACUUUUUUUCCCCAAUUUCUUGCUGAUAAACCAAAGCUCCUCCUCCUUGUUCCCUCUCGAGGUCCCCCCACCCCACUUCACCGGGUCCCCCCCCCACCAGGCAGGCCGUGCAUCACUUUUACCAAUUCCUCCAAAUACCUCAUAGUAAUAAAGUUUUAGGGUUAUGUUGUAUAGAGAGUCUAUGUGAUAAGGCAGAACUUACUAGUUUGAUAAUUGUUAAGGUUACUUUAAAAAAAAAACUUUAUAAUUCUUAUUUAUUUUGUAGUUUGUAUGUUUGGGAUGUCCCCCCUCCCCUUUGGUUUGGGGUUUAUUUUCUUGGCAGAACUGCUCUAUUGCUCAAGGAAGACUUAAUUUCUGGAAAUGUUCCCCAGGUGGGUUAAGGGUUGUGUAAAAAAAUGCAAGAAUGGAAUAAGAAGUGAUUUUCAUUUUGAUGGUUACUUAUGAAGUUUUUGUGUUUCGUAGAAAAUUUUUUUCCACAGGGUAAAAAAAAAAAUAUAUAUAUAUAUAUAUAUAUAAUCUCCUUUUUUUGUGAAACUGGUUCCUAUUUUUCUCUAUAAUGUGCUGUGAUUUUUUUAAUUUAAUUACAUUUUAUAUGAGCUUAUUUAAUCACUGCUUUAAUUUAUGACUGUGUAGUUUUUAAAAUGUAUAUAGUAGAAUCGAAAUGGCCAAAGCUUUAUGUUACAAUCUUUUUGUUCUUGAUGCUAAGACAAGCUGAAGGCAAGAGCUUCUCUUAACUGCAGGGUGUAUCUUUAUCUUUUUCUUAGUAGGCACUUCAACGUGUGCUGUGAACACUGCCAGGUCCCCCCUCAGAAACAUGUACAUGCCAAAAUGAGUGUCCCAAGGUAGUCCUUUUUCUCGUUUAGAAAGAAGAAAAGGCAUUAUUCGUGUUCUUCCUUUAAUUUAUUAACUUUUUUUUAGAAAAGAUUACUUUGCAGGUAAGACCUGAAAUUCCAAAGAAUUUAAGAGUUUUUUGAUAUUUCAAAGCACUGGCAUUUGUGAGAUACUUUGCUACUCCUUUUUUUUUUUUUUUUUUUUUCAUCAUUCACACGGGUAUGAGAAGUAAAGGGUGUAAAAAGUCAAAGAGACAAGCUAACUUGAAUUUGGAAAUCCUCUACGUUUUCCCAAGUUUCUGAAUUGCUUCAAGCCGGGGGCCAAGGCAUGGAGAAGAACACAGUUCCUUUUGCAAAGGUGAAAGUGUCAAAGGCUUCAUGCCCUGAGAGAGGAAGACAAGGCGGACAGUGGCUGACUCAACGGCCCCUGUGCCCCUGGCCAGCUCAUGGAAGCUGCAAAACACGAUCAAUUAUCAAUAGAAUUUAAGGGAAAAAAAAUCUUUCAAAGUUACAUAUCCCUCUUCACAUCUGCUAGCCAAGACUGCCCCCAUUACUGCCCAUACACUCCUAGCAAAAUUGUAAGGAUUACCCUCAAAUGUCAGGGUCCCUGGGGUGAAUGUACCCCAGGACUAUUAGAGUUUGUCUCUUCUCACUCUUUCAUCUUCCCCCUAGUUUUCUUUCCUGCACUAGAGACGAUCUGUGCCCCGGACCCCCUCACUCGAGGCAGUUCAGAUAUCUAAAGCAGGCCCUGCUUUAGAUGAGCACAUACACAGGAUUCUCAACAGACUAGCAGCAUCCACAGAAAAGCCGGUGCCCCACUAUUUGGUUUUAUUUUGCUGAAAUAAGUUGUUUCAACUACAGGUCAUAAACCCAUAGAUGUAAAUACGCCCCCUCUCAACACAAGAAUUUUACCUUAGUUUCUUUUGCAAGGGGUGUUCGGGGAGGGCAGGGAAGGAAAGGGAGGGCUUAGACUUCAGGUCAAAAUGUUACAUUUUCUUAAGAACAUUUUUAUACUCAUUAUGUAUUUUUAAUAGGGCAAUAAAUCUGCUCUGAGUUGCAGGAUCGGUCAGUGCUCUGUUGGUAAGCGAUGACGAGUUCUUUGUUUUUAAGUACAAAUGCUGAGCA